Messenger RNA from Amaranthus tricolor (Joseph's coat), 3069 nucleotides. RefSeq lists its product as uncharacterized. The record is from RefSeq and is a predicted model, not a curated record. The transcript has 4 exons. Gene Ontology annotation, cellular component: trans-Golgi network; endosome. Lineage: Eukaryota; Viridiplantae; Streptophyta; Magnoliopsida; Caryophyllales; Amaranthaceae. The coding region runs from base 114 to 710 and encodes 198 amino acids.
CUAUGGAUAGCCGAGUGGAAUCCCUCUUCAAAUUUAGUUUCAAGUUUUAACCAUUUGCCCACAAGUCUUAACCAUUGUCUAGAAGAGAGGGAGUGAGAAUUCAUGAAGCAAAGAUGGUGAACCCAAGAAGAAACUCUUAUGGAGGUAACAACCAAACCCCAGAAAACCCUUAUCAAUCCCAAUCAUAUUCCCUAAUUUCACUUCUUAAUUUGUUGAAAAAGCCUCAAGCUUUUCCAUUUCUUCUCUCAAUCUUCCUUCUUCUCACUUGGGUUUCUCUUAAAUUGCAACAUUCUUCUCAUUUCUCUUCUCUUUCUUAUGAUUCUCAAAUAUUGAGUAAAGAAGAAGACCUAAAAGCCAAUUUGGUUAGGUUUCUUCCUUCUAAGUUGGCUAAAGAUAAAAGGGGUUGGCUACUUAAUCCUGUUGAUAUUGCCCAUGACGCUGGAAUUUCUGGUGGGGCUGUGACCUGUGCUGCAGUACAUGUCGGUGAAAUUCGACCAGGAGGAAUUAGGGGGAAUCACAGACACUAUACUUGCAAUGAGACGUUCAUCAUUUGGGGUGCUCGCGUCAGGUUUAGGCUGGAGAACAAUCAAGUGGCAGAUAAGGGUUACGCUGAAGUGUUAAUCGGAGCAGACGAGGUCGCUGUUGCUGCUAGCCCAAGCGGGACAGCUCAUGUACUGGAUUUUCUCAUAUGGAAUGUGUCUGGGCCUUGAAGAUUGGGCCUGGGCCUUUGAUUCGAUCGUAAACGGGCCAAUUUGCUCUUUCUCUUGGGCUAUUAAGCCUCCACUGUGGCAUGAAUCAGAGAGAAUUGUGAAGCUUGCGUUAGGAGGUAACUUGUUUACUAAUUGCCUGAAAUCCAUAUCUGCAAAAGGAUGAUGUCUUUCUAUUAUUCAUUCUUUUAUAAUGAUCAAUAUUAGGGAAUUCAUGAUAAGAUUAAAAAUUUUAAACGUAUUAUUCUAUUUGGUGAAUCCCGUACAGGCAGAAGUCGACAAGGGCUAUAAGUCGAUCCAAAAUUAGGUUUUAUUGUUACAACUGAGAGACGGAUUUUCGGAUGGGUUUGGGCAGAGUGACUAAGGAAUAUGCUCCAUUAAGCUAAGGACUUAAUGGGUUAAGUUUAGAUGAUCACUUCUAACAUUACAAUUUGAAUAAUCAGUCGGUCUCUUGAGAGACCUCUUCUCAGGCCCAACCUAUUAAAGCUUAAUGCUUACUUAUUGUAUCUUUAAUAUCUACUUACAUCAUCCUUAAUGAAAUGGUCUCUCAAAAAGACCGUUUUUCAUAAGAAUUUUUGUUAAAUAAUUGGCAAGUUGAUGAUUUUGUUUAAAUAAAGUCUAGGAUUGAUUCUGAAGGAAAAUUAGAAUUGCGAUGAAUAAGGGUUUAUAAAGGUAAGGGGGUUUGAAAAAUGGGGAAAACACACUUUUGUGGUGAAUAUAUCAUUUUAAAUAUGAUUGUAAGAACGGUAUAUUAGAUAUAUCUAUCUUCUAUUUACAAUUUUACCUAGAUACCUAAAAGGCUAAACGAUAUCGUUUAAGUCGGAACAUUUAAUUUAGCAUUUAAAUGAAUAUGUAAGUUUUUCUUAUUAAUAGAUAAACCAGCUAACCUGUGAUGAGAUUGAAAUCACAAGGCACAAUAGCUUCAUCCUUUUUUUGAGCCUCAUUAUUCAAAGAAUAGGGAUCAAAGUCCCAUGACCACUAUAAUGAAAGUAGAGUACAUCACCUUCAUUAGCACAAUCAACCAUAUUUUCGAGUGAUUUCUUAAUGAGAACGCCAGUAGGCAGGGCUGAAGAGCCAUGCUCAUCAGUUAGUAGCUCGAUAUCUUCAUCAUUGAACCCAAACCUCUUAAUAAGCACGCUUUUCAUGGCCAACCUUUCAACUCAUAUUCUGUGUUUGGAUAGUUGCAAUCUACUAAAACCGCCUUUCUUUUGCGUCCUAUUUCUUUCAUAAUGCUUAAUAUUUGACUAUUUACUAGUCUUAAACAAGUAGUUCAAUGAAUAUGAGAAAAAAAAAAAAAAAGUUUUGUAUUGGAUAUUUGGUAUUUUGUUAUGAUAAUGAAUGUAUAUUACUCAUAAUUCAUUAAUUGACAUCAAAUUUAUAUUGCAUAACACAAGUUAUGGGUUGUUAAAUUUAAGUAUAAGCUACUCCAAUUUGUUGGAAGGCAAGACACUCUUUACCUUAAAACGGGUUUCUUGAUUAUAUAAGCUACUAUAACAAAUGGACAUUUUAAUUGAUGUUUAUUGUCAUCAAAUGCUUAAGAUUGUACUCUGCGGUAUUGAUUUUGUUACAUUGUGAAAAUUAAUGUAAGAAUUAUUUAUAUAUCGUGUAGUAAAACCCAAGGCUUAAAGAGAGUAUCUAACUAUAAGUCUAUAAGUUACUCAUUAUCUUUUUUUUUUUUUUUUUUUUUUUUUCUCAUUUUUUAUGUGCAAGACAUCUUUUAUUCUUCACUUAGACAAAUAAUUCUAUUUGUUAAAAAAUUUUAAUACGACCAUCUUUAUUUAUUUUAUAUGACUAGAACUUAUUUUGACUUGAUAGAACUUUUUUAACCAAAUAUAUUUUUUUGAUCAAAACUGAUUUGUACAAAUUUUAACUUAUUUUAGUAAUUAGGUAAGUUAAAACAUUACAUUUUAUUUAUCUUUAUGUCAUAUUGUCACUACAUUAAGCAUUAAUAAAUUAUAUGCAAUUAAACAAAAAUUGAGAUCUUAAAAGAGUAUUAUAUCACUCCAUUAGGGAUUGACAAACGAAAAGGUGACAUCAACGAUGUACACAUGCUGAUUAAGUUAACCUAAAAAACUUUGGCUGCCUUGUGAUUUGGGUGGUCUAAAUGGACAAGUUUUUUGGAAUUAUAUCAAACAUAGGGUAUUAGGGUGUUUAAAAAUAUUGAUUCGAAUUAUCUGAUCCGAAAUAUUCGAUAACCGAUUUUAUAAAUCGAAAGGAAAUCAAAUGUCGAAUCGAAAUAUUGACAAAAUUGGAUACCUGGAUUUUCAAUUUUUAUUAUUUUCAUGGUAGGAUAUCCUGUUUCUCGUGAAAAAAAAAAAACGAUAAUAUGCUCCAAGUGAGAUAAAGAUAAUUCACUAAACAC